GGGGGGGGUAUGAUGGAGUGGUACCUUAGGUAGGUAGAUAGGUGGGUAUGUAAGGUUGGUAGGUAGGUAAGGGUAUUUAAGGGAUAGGAAGUUACCUCAUUUUCUUUCGUGUCUUCUUGUCUUCUUUCUUACUUAUCUAUUGAUUAUCUGGAAGGAAGGAAACUUGAUCGCUUCUUUGUUUCUUGGUUGGUAUAUUGAGUCAGUGAAGAAGUGACUGGGUUUGAUGAUUGAUUGAUUGGCUGUCUGAUUGAUUGAGUGAGAUACACAAAGAUAUACAACAACAACAAUCAAGCAAACCAUCAGAAAAUCAAAACAAUGUCUUCUUCCACACUCCUCCGCCACACAUCCCGGCUCGCCGUGCUCUCACGGCCCAGCCUCCGAAUCUCACCACGAACAUUCACAUUUAGCACGUCGACGCUGCGCCCGCUGAAAGAGAGCGAUCACGAUACGCCGGACCUAGCGGAGAAGAACGAGAUUCAUAAACAGGACCUGUUGAGGAAGCAGAAGGAGGGCAAAGGGCAUUGGAAGCCUGAGCUCGCGAGUAAUAGUGAGGAGGCGGUAAAAGCGGAUCGGAGUACAGACCAGAAUCUCGACGAGCUGCAGAGGAAAACCGCGGAACAUGCAGAGAAGAAGCAUAAACAUGGCACCAGUCAGGAUCCGGGAUUGUAGGAUAGGAGGGGAC
This is a messenger RNA of Amorphotheca resinae ATCC 22711, 682 nucleotides long. RefSeq lists its product as hypothetical. The coding region runs from base 316 to 669 and encodes 117 amino acids. NCBI's taxonomy places the organism in Eukaryota, Fungi, Ascomycota, Leotiomycetes, Helotiales, Amorphothecaceae. The transcript has 5 exons. The record is from RefSeq and is a predicted model, not a curated record.